Molecule: messenger RNA, 1994 nt
Organism: Artibeus jamaicensis (Jamaican fruit-eating bat)
Lineage: Eukaryota; Metazoa; Chordata; Mammalia; Chiroptera; Phyllostomidae
Gene: MTARC2
Product: mitochondrial amidoxime reducing component 2
Exons: 8
Coding region: 116-1153 (345 amino acids)
Biological process (GO): nitrate metabolic process
Cellular component (GO): mitochondrial inner membrane
Molecular function (GO): molybdopterin cofactor binding; pyridoxal phosphate binding; molybdenum ion binding
Source: RefSeq, a predicted model, not a curated record
GGUCAGGGGUUGUCCCCGCCAGGGGUUGGGCCAGCUCUGGCCCCUCCCCGUUGCUGGGCCUGCAGGGCCUCGGCUUCCAUUCCUACGGAAGCCGCCGUCCGCAACCGCUGCAGCCAUGGGCGCCGCUGGUUCCUCAACGCUGGCCAGCCUGGCCCUCCGUGUGCCGCGUCGCCCGGAGCAGCUGAGACCGGUCUGGCUCGGGGCAGCCGCACUGGGACUGGCCGCGGUGAUGCUGGGGACAGUCGUCUGGCGCCGCAGGCGGUCCAGGCGGCGGCGGCUGCGGCUGCGGCGGCUGCAGCAGGUGGGCACCGUGGCACAGCUGUGGAUCUACCCAGUCAAGUCCUGCAAGGGGGUGGCGGUGAGCGAGGCCGAGUGCACCGCCUUCGGGCUGCGCAGCGGCAACCUGCGGGACAGGUUUUGGCUGGUGAUUAAGGAAGACGGGCACAUGGUCACAGCCCGGCAGGAGCCCCGCCUCGUACUGAUCUCCAUCACCUACGAGGACAAUCAGCUGACCUUCCAGGCCCCAGGCAUGGACCAGCUGGUGUUGCAGAGCAAGCUGCCUUCCUCAAACAGGAUCCACAACUGCAGGAUUUUCGGUCUGGACGUUAAGGGCCGGGACUGUGGUGACAAAGCAGCUCAGUGGUUCACCAGCUUCUUGAAAACGGAAUCUUUCAGGCUGGUUCAGUUUGAAAAGGGCAUGAAGGGAAGACUGUCAAAGAACAUUUUCCCGUCUGCGGUACAGAAUUACCAGGUGGCCUACCCGGACUGCAGCCCCAUCCACAUCCUCUCGGAAGCCUCUCUGGCAGAUCUGAACAUCAGGCUGGAGAAGAAAGUGAAGAUGGACCAAUUCAGGCCAAAUAUCGUGGUAACAGGCUGUGAUGCUUUUGAGGAAGAUACCUGGGAGGACAUCCUCAUUGGCGACACAGAAAUGAAAAAGGUUUCGGCUUGCCCCAGGUGCAUCAUGACCACAGUGGACCCAGACACCGGAGUGAUAGGCAGGAAGGAGCCACUGGAGACCCUGAAGAGCUACCGCCUGUGCGAUCCUUCCGAGAGGGGAAUCUACAAGUCAUCUCCACUUUUUGGGAUCUAUUAUUCAGUGGAAAAACUUGGAAGCUUGAAAGUCGGGGACCCCGUGUACCAGAUGAUACAGUGAGAGACCCACAAAGGUGACAUGGUUUUGGUGUCCAGCGGACAUCGGUCAGGGUCUCGUCUUCCAUAGCAGCGCUGCCUCGGCCUCCGCCCUGGAAAUGAAUCUCUGUUCUUGACUUUCUGGAAUCAGGCUCCUGAUUAAUUCAAGGAAAGUAUUAGAGGUGAUUUGGGAAUAAGAAGGUUAUAUAGAUUUUAGGUCAGGAAGACUUUGAAAUAAAUAAAAUUGUAUUACAAUUAUUUCAAAUGUCACUGUAGCUCCCAUAUUCCUGACACUAAUAUUGAUGAGAUAACACAGAAUCUGCUCAAAAGCGGCAACAUUUUUUCUAAAUGUUUACAUUUUAUGACUGACCAUUCCGUGUCUUAGGCGACCUGAGGAACAGGUGUCCUGAUGUGCCUUUGUAUGCAAACACACAAGAUUCCGUGGGUUUUUCCACGCCUACUGAGUCCUGUGGACCUUCUGCUCAUGCAGUUUUGACUCAGCCCUCUCAGAGUCAGACUGUACUUGAGUAUGGCGAUGAUUUUAUAGACCCCGUUUUUACAGUCAAUUGUGUGGCUUUGCGGCCGUGUAGAAGUAAUUGUGCGUAAUUGCCAGAUACACGACUUGGAAUGCCAGGUUCGAUAAAGAAGAGAAUGGGGUUAAAUAGAGUGGGAUUCAGAGAGUCGAGUGGGAAGAAAGGAGGUUGCAUGUAUGUUUUUAGGCGCAGCUGAUUUUUUCCUGCUAACAGCAAUGAAGUCCUUUGGAAUGACUGAGCACAAAUUCUCACUGAAGCAACAUGUGAAUGAGCCAAUCUACUUACUCAAUGUUGUGGUUCCUUUGGUGUUAAUAAAUGUGACUUUCUGUUGUA